AUGAGCAAUUCCUCUUCUUCCGAUGAUUUCUACAAAUCCUACCCGAUAACCUGUGAUUUAUCCUAUAAUCCAUUUCUCGAAAUAUUCAAAUAUAUAAUUCAGGCGGGUUAUUUGUUCAUUGGAGCAUGUUUGAUCAUUUAUAUGUUAUAUAUUAUGCUGUUCAAAUAUCGACCGAUUUAUUGGUCUAAAAGUUAUUUUCGAAUUUUCAUUUUCGACUUGAUUACGGUUCGUAGAAGAAUCCAAGUUAAUGUAAUACCAAUUCAAGAUCUUCCAGACACUUAUCCGCAUUCUCUCCGAUAUGUUUUUCGGCCGAGUUAUCCUAAAUAUCCCUCCACUUUGCCCAAUUCUAUCCCCAUUUUUCUCCGAUUACUCAUUCAUCCUAAAAUCUCACAAAGUCAUCGAAAACUACGUGGCAGCUUCGAAAUCCGUCUGCCAAGUUAUUCUAACUCUCAACCGGAUGACGUGCACAAUGCUCCCCGUUACUCAUAACUAUUAUUGGGAUAAAUAUAUAGUUCUAGCAAUGUUGCUUAACUUCGCUCUUCCGUUUGGCGCAAUCUGGAGUUUGAUUCAUAGUAGAGUUUAUGGCAAAUCUACAUUUGGUGGAUUCUAUACGAGUUAUAAAAGAGCUAUAAGUUGGGCGAGUUUAUCGCGACUUCAAUCGAUAUGUGUGACUAUUUCGAUAGUCCUGACGCUGAUUUUUUCAACACUAACUUUCUGGAGUCUCAAAAAUCUGUCAGAGCGUGCAAAAAAUGUGGAGAAAAUGCUAUGUUUUGUGACAUUUUGGUUAACUGGAGUGUUCGUGUUUAUUUCCUCGAUUUGGUAUUUCUGGGCAUUGUGCUCGAAUUGCUCCUGGGAUAAUCCUUGGAUCUUCCAAUGGCAAUUGGUUAGCUAUGAUUUAAUGAUGUUGGGAACUCCGAUUGUUAUGAUCAUUAUAAAUCGGCAAUUGAGGAAUUAG
Caenorhabditis angaria is the source of this 955-nucleotide messenger RNA. The record is from the annotation of a GenBank genome assembly. Lineage: Eukaryota; Metazoa; Nematoda; Chromadorea; Rhabditida; Rhabditidae.